Messenger RNA from Cylicostephanus goldi, 273 nucleotides. The record is from the annotation of a GenBank genome assembly. Lineage: Eukaryota; Metazoa; Nematoda; Chromadorea; Rhabditida; Strongylidae.
AUGGGGACCGUUUGUACGCUAGCGUAUGUAGGAGGACCGCUCGCACGGCCCGAAUCCCUGAGUACCUUACCAAAUGACGCAUCAAAACUGAAUCGACACCCUUUGCACACCGUUGAUGAUGUUCUCACCAACGUGAAUAACCUGCGUGACGCCGAUCCGAAAGUGGAAGGAAAGCAAGAAAUUGCUGACCAUCAGCACAUCAGAAGACUCUUCCGAUAUAACUGCCUUCCAAUUAAUGUUAACAGCGUCCCGGAAUUUUUCAAUUCCUGGUGA